AUGUGUAAGGAUCGUAGGAUUUGGCCAUAUGUUUCGUUUAUCAUAACGAUUCGAGUGGCAAUAAUUGCAGCUCUAUCCAGGCUAGGCGUCGGCUUGCCAUUUAUAGUCUUGAGGAAUGCGCGCGACAUACACGAGUAUAUCGCGCUCUCCAGGAGCCUUAAUCUAAAGAGAUACACAAAAUUCAGACCAAUUUUCUACAAUAUUAUCAAUCAAAUCAUCUUGUAUUUUCCGAAUGUUUCUGUAAAGCAUUUGAUGACCAUCUCCAUAUUAUUGGUAGAUAUUCUAGCGGCUCUACUGUUAUAUAGAAUAUCAAAUCACAUUUCUCGUGUUACAAAGGAUGAUGAAAAGAGAAUAGACAUCUCAGAAACUGCCCAGAUCCUAUACAACUAUGGAGGGAAUGCGGAUGGAUACAAAUACUUUCUACUUUGCCUCUCGAUCUACUUGAGUUGGAUAGCCUCGGGAUCAGACAGCAAACCAUCGUUCAAGACACUAGUUGCGGAUCUCGUACUAGUAUUGUUUAUACUAAACUCAUCAUACACGUUCCUGACUGUGGUUAUUCCUAUCGUCUAUCUGAGGGUUUACAAACAAAUACACAUUACUGAUGGAUCAAUCACACGUGAAGAAAUCUUUUCCAUUCUAAAACGAAUCCUUCCAUCCAUUUUCUUUAUAUUCUCAAUGCUCUACCUAUUAAAGUAUUCGGCAUUUCCGCACCUGGAAAAUCCAUAUCGUACUCUGGAUGUCCACCCUUCGGUUGACUACUCAUUCCACUGGUACAUUAACGAAUUGCUUCCCAUCGAAUUUAUCAAGGCUAGUAUAUUCAGGAAUCAUGUGGCAAUCUUCUUGUAUCCGAUUCCUCUGCUAAUUGCACUUCGGAAACGACCCUUUGCAUACUUGAUUAUAAUGUCUUCAAUGGCAAUAAUCUCGCAAAAUGAGCUUACACCCUUAGGGAUCACAAUCAUUUUAAUCCUAUUAUCCAUUCAGUAUCAACUUUUGGAGAAAACACAACCAUUUUCCAAACUGGCCUUGACUAUAAUAGUUUUGAUGUGCAUUUCAAUGUUUUCUUAUACCUCUUGGAUUGGAAGAUAUAUGGCAAACCCGAACUAUUACUUUGGACCGCAAAUUUUGGUCCUAGUACUCAUAUGUAUCAUUAUCGAGGAUUAUACAAAACUCAGUUAUUUCCAGCACAUUUACUGUGACCCACCUUCGACGGCUCUGAACCUCGCGGUAGAGAACAAUUGGGGAGGAUCUGACAGCGAAAAGAAGAAAGACGAUCUAAUUCAACAUGUUAUUAAUUUUUGCAUAUCAAGAAAAGAGGUCUACAGGGAUGAAAUUGAAGACAUCCUAGUCGAUAAACUCGAUGAAUACUUCUUUGUAACCCUGGAAGACGGCAGCGAUGUGGACACUCAAAAUCCAGAUUCUUCCCAAGAAGACGAAAGCGAUUAUGAUGAUACUGAAGAAACUAAAAAACCAGCUCCAAGGGAGAAAAAUAGAGGACGCAAAACCGUUCAAGAAGAAGAUGGAUGGACCAGAGUUAUCUAA
This is a messenger RNA of Theileria equi strain WA, 1539 nucleotides long. RefSeq lists its product as hypothetical. Gene Ontology annotation, biological process: maturation of SSU-rRNA from tricistronic rRNA transcript (SSU-rRNA, 5.8S rRNA, LSU-rRNA). The record is from RefSeq and is a predicted model, not a curated record. Gene Ontology annotation, cellular component: nucleus. The coding region runs from base 1 to 1539 and encodes 512 amino acids. Lineage: Eukaryota; Apicomplexa; Aconoidasida; Piroplasmida; Theileriidae. The transcript has 10 exons.